AUGCCCCAUUCAGCAAUAAUCUCCAGGAAGUGAAAGAUGCUUAUGAAACACCUAUCCUGGUAGAACAACUGAACUAAAAGCCUACUGAGCAGAAGGAACAGAAGACCAGGUUCAGAAUGCCGGAUAAAUAUUGGUAGAUACUGGUACAUUCACCCUGGUAAGUUUCAGCUUUAUUCAGAAGACAGUGGCACACAUAUACAGGUUAGCUGGUGUCCUUUCUGAUAAGCUUCCGUAUAUCUUUCACUGCACAGGAAUAAAAACAUGCGAACAACAGGUGUGUUGAGGAUCAUUGUGGUGCUGUUUACCUUAGCUGCAACUUGGCUUUUUGCCAGCACCUUUUUGAAGAACACAAGCAUGCAUUCAAUCAAUUUGAAGACAUGGCUGAGGUCCAACACUGAAUUAAAUAAAAAAACACCAUUAACACAAAAUAAGUGCAAUAACAAAAAACGAUGUCCUGGACAUACUUUUUCAUUCAAAAUCAUCAGUGGUGCAGCAAAUGUGGUCGGUCCUUCCAUAUGCUUUGAUGGCAAUAUACUAAUGAGCAAUGUGAAAAAUAACGUCGGACGAGGUUUGAACAUAGCACUUAUUAAUGGAAUCACGGGACAAGUCAUCAAAAUAGAUAGCUUUGACAUGUAUUCUGGAGAUAUUAAGAAUUUGCUGGAUUUUAUGAAAGGAAUUAGCAAAGGCACCCUUGUGCUCCUUGCCUCUUAUGAUGACCCAGCAACAAAGCUAAAUGAUGAAGCCCGGAAGUUAUUUUCUGACUUAGGAAGCAAAUAUGCUUCCCAGGUGGGUUUUCGAGACAACUGGAUAUUCCUUGGUGGGAGUGGACUCAAAAGCAAAAGUCCAUUUGAACAGUAUUUGAAAAACAAUCAGGAGACAAACAAGUAUGAUGGAUGGCCCGAACUUCUGGAAAUGGAGGGCUGCGUCCCUAAAAAGAUAGAUUAGCAUAAAAUGAAUUUUGGCAUAAGAAUGAACUGUACUCUUAUCAAAAGAUUUUUUUUUUUUACUUUGCCUAACAAUCUGGGAUAGUGAAUUUGAAAUGAGUCCGUCUUCAAUCCUUGAGGUUUUGAACUCAAGAGUUCACAUCAACCUUCUGGUCUCAAAUAAAAAGGUCAGUUUAUCUAUGUGUAGGAUCCUUUUCACUACUAUUCUGACAUAUAAGUGAGGAGUUCUGAUGAACUACAGGCCUAUACUUCCAGCUGAACUAAUGCUUUGGGAAGUCCUAUGAUCAUUCUAGACCUCACAAAUACAAGAGCAAAUCCUUCAAAAAGAGCUUUUAGAGGUGAAGAUAUCUGUAACAUAGGACAAAGAUGGACACUGUUUCAUUCUUGGGAGCCAUAUUUAAUAUUUCAGCUAAAGCAAAGACUGGCAAGCUCAAGAAUUUGGGAGUGGAUAUUGAGAUUGGACACAGCACAGUUUUCGGAUUUAUCUUUGGUUUGUGUUACAUUGUUUAAAUUCUGUUUUAAUCGUCCAUUGCAGUUUUGUUGUAUUUUUGUGCUUCAAAAUAGCGUGAAACCUAGAUGCCAAUUUUGAGUACACCAUCCUGGCCACCAAAACAAUCAAGAUUAUAAUGAAAUUAAGACUUGCUGUUCGUGUAAAUGCAACCACUUGCUUUGAAAUUGACUUGGAUGAACAUCUGGGAGUAUCUAAUUGAUGAAGACCUACUGAAUUAAAUUGCAAACUAGCGGUAUGAUACAAAUGACAUCUUUCAUAUUCAUGUAUGACAUUUGGCAUGAUGGCAUAAUUAGGAAAAUAAUAUCAUUAUAUGAAUAAGUACAUUGAUGCAAAUCAUGUCAAUUAUAUAAUUUGUAUAAUGAUAUCAUUAUGGUGUGUGUGUAUAAAACAGUAUGGAAAUUUGGUCUAUUAUAUGUAAAACCUGUUGAAUCAAGAUUUGAUAAAGCAGAGUUUCACUGGGGUUUUUUAAAGUAGAAUCCCAAAACCUUCAUAGUACCCAAAUAUCACAUCACAUAUCCCAUUUUUUUUAAACUGUCAAGUAUUCCAAAAAUACAUUAUGUAUCCUGGGAUGAUUUCCUUUGGAAAACAUUCUGAGACUUCUCAGGAAACAACAACUGAAUGAAAAACUGCUGGUGACCUUCUACCACUGCACCAUAGAGAGUAUCUUAACUUACUGCACCUCUGUAUGAUUUGCCAAUUGCACAGGGGCAGAUAG
Notechis scutatus (mainland tiger snake) is the source of this 2170-nucleotide messenger RNA. The record is from RefSeq and is a predicted model, not a curated record. NCBI's taxonomy places the organism in Eukaryota, Metazoa, Chordata, Lepidosauria, Squamata, Elapidae.